UCGAGUCCUUGCGGAGGUUUGAUCCGAUCAAAGAAGCUAAAGGUCACGCAGUUCUCUUUACCCCUCUCCUCUGUCCAUUCGCGGAAGUAUGAUAUACAUUUGGCCAGAGACUAGUUGACACAAAUUACAUUUGUGCUGUAUUGUUUUGCCGAAUUGCUCUCUGUGGGGAAACGUCGAGGAGUUGAGAGUCAGCUGUCGUGUUGGGGAAACGGCGCUCUGGCAACGGUACACACUUGGCACAUCAACACGUCGCUCCUAAAGCCGUGGGCAGCUCUACUCUGGUGGGUCUUCGGUUUGCAGACGACAUCUGUGGGGACAGACAAUGGCAGUGCAUCACUGAGACAAGACUCGUAUUGCAUCCAGAUUCCUCCUGCACAUCUUCCCGCCCUUGCCUGACUAGGAGUUUUGUUUUUUAUUUUUUUAUUUUAUUUCCGUUUUGUGUUUGGUUUGUCCGCCAUGGGCUCCCGUAGCCAGGGGUUCCUGCACCACCACCACCACCACCACCAUAACCACCACCAGCACCAGCGCACCUCCAUGGUCCCGGCCACCAUCCCGCGCCUCCUGCCCGACUCCACGAGCAGCAUUCUGGGCGGCAUCGCCCAGAUCACCCCCUCGCUCUUCCUCAGCCGGGGCAACGUGGCCUCCAACCGCAGCCUGCUUCUCUCCAAGGGCAUCACCUGCGUGGUCAACGCCACCAUUGAGCUGCCCAACUUCAACUGGCCCCACGUGGAGUACGUGAAGGUGCCGCUGGCCGACGCGCCGCACUCGCCCAUCGCCCUCUACUUUGACAGCAUCGCCGACAAGAUCCACAGCGUCGGGCGCAAGCGCGGCGCCGUGCUGGUGCACUGCGCGGCCGGCGUGAGCCGCUCGGCCUCGCUGUGCCUGGCCUACCUCAUGAAGUACCACCGCGUCUCGCUGGCCGAGGCCCACGCUUGGGUGAAGGCGCGGCGGCCCGUCAUCCGGCCCAACGGCGGCUUCUGGCGGCAGCUGAUCGAGUACGAGCGCAAGUUGUUUGGCCGCAGCUCCGUCAAGAUGGUGCAGACGCCCUACGGGGUGGUGCCCGACGUGUAUGAGAGGGACCGCAGGAACCUGGUGCCCUACUGGAGCAUGUAGACGGGAGGCAGGGGACAGGGGACAGGGGACAAGGACAAGGGGGCUGACGAGAGAGUGGCGAGUGUUGAGUUUGGGGUGAGGUGACGUGAAGACGAAGGGUUAACACCUGAGUUUGGAUGAGCAAGAGCUCCAAGGGCUAGCACCUAUUGGACAGAGUGCUGGUGGUGGAAGGCUAGCGUUCGGUGGGCAGCCGUGGCCUAGUGGUUAGGGAGUUGGACUUUCAAUCUGGGGAUUGUAGCUUCAAAUCCCACCUCAACUCUCCCGACACCUCCAUCCAUGGCUGAAGUGCCCUUGAGCUAGGCACCUAACCCCACAUUGCUCCAGGGACUGUAACCAAUACCCUGAAAAAUAAUAAGUAUGUAAGUUGCUUUGGAUAAAAGCGUCAGCUAAGUGUGAUGUAAUGUUAGAGGGGUUGGUGGUGGGAGGGGGAGAUGAUGGCACCCAUCUUGAGAUGAGGAACACAUUGAAUGGAUGGAUGAACAAAUGGAUGAAUGAACAAACGGAUGGAUGGAUGGACUGAUGCUGGCUUGGCAUUGGGAUGAUGGAGGAAUUACGUGUUGAAACAUACAAUGGCAAGUGGCUGUUCUUCAAGUUCGCCGUCUUCCCGGAGGGAGAUGGAUGGAGGUCUUUCUCCUGCUAGAUUCUAGACUGUCUGACUUCCCUGCUGCUCUAUCCAACAGCCUUCGCCGGUCCCCAAUCCACCCCCAGUGAGGAGUAAGUGGUAGUCAUGGCGAAUGUACGCUAUACACUGCCACACAACUGAUUCGUUGUUUUCGUCCGUCCGUCUGUCCGGAUGAAAAGUCUACCUAACACGUCUGACAAAAGCACUUUGAGGUCUCUGAAGGGGCAGAGAGGGUGCUGCCAAGGUUUUUCAUUGGCUGGUGUGGCUGCUCCAUGUGCUGCUGUGCUUACUAGUGGUCCAAUCCAGAUGCUGACA
Engraulis encrasicolus (European anchovy) is the source of this 2050-nucleotide messenger RNA. It is a transcript of the gene dusp14, whose product is annotated as dual specificity phosphatase 14. The transcript is spliced from 2 exons. Gene Ontology annotation, cellular component: cytoplasm. Gene Ontology annotation, molecular function: MAP kinase tyrosine/serine/threonine phosphatase activity. NCBI's taxonomy places the organism in Eukaryota, Metazoa, Chordata, Actinopteri, Clupeiformes, Engraulidae. The coding region runs from base 457 to 1113 and encodes 218 amino acids. Gene Ontology annotation, biological process: protein dephosphorylation. The record is from RefSeq and is a predicted model, not a curated record.